Ostertagia ostertagi is the source of this 219-nucleotide messenger RNA. The record is from the annotation of a GenBank genome assembly. NCBI's taxonomy places the organism in Eukaryota, Metazoa, Nematoda, Chromadorea, Rhabditida, Trichostrongylidae.
AUGAGUUCGGAAUCGACGAAGUCGCUUGAUGAUGUUCGUGCUGAAGUCGAGAAACACAUUCGUAGUAUAAUGGACUUCCCCAAGGAAGGCAUCAAUUUCAGGGACAUAAUGCCUCUUUUUGCUCAUCCAAACAUUGUAAAUGAUCUCUGUAAGGGAAUUGCUCAGCAUAUACGGGCAGACGUCGGUGAAAUCGACGCGAUUGCUGCUCUUGAGGCACGA